This is a messenger RNA of Gavialis gangeticus (Gharial), 3776 nucleotides long. RefSeq names its product lines homolog 1 (gene LINS1). Lineage: Eukaryota; Metazoa; Chordata; Crocodylia; Gavialidae. Bases 115 to 2424 code for a protein of 769 amino acids. The transcript is spliced from 6 exons. The record is from RefSeq and is a predicted model, not a curated record.
AAAAGAAAUACUACUCAAAGCCAGUUCUUUUUGUCUGAGCAGAACUGAUACAGAAUGCCCAUGAGUAACAUGCAAAAGCUUAAGACUUUCUUAAGAUUUUAAAAUCUUUCCAGAAUGGGGGAUCAAUCUCUUCUACAGCAGAUGCAUAGUGAUGUGCUGGUAGGCAGUCCAUUAGCAAAGCACAGCUAUGAUUAUGCCUCUCUUCUCAACCUUCAUAUUUCUGCAAAGCAUUCAUCUGCAAGAGGUAAUGAGUCACAUAAUCAAAUGUGUCUGGAAUCUACUAACAGUGGCAUUAGGAGCCAUCAGGACUCCACAGUUUCAGAUGCUGUUGUCUUCCUGACUGAUGAUAAAUCUGAUAGCUCUGCAAACACAAACUUCUCAGCAUUCAGUCCACGGGAAAUAAUGCUACUUCAGUUAACCUUGAUUGAAAUGAUGCUCGCUAAAGUACAGUCGAAGGAAACUGAAUACAGCAUAAGACAGAAGUACCGUGAUAUAAUUAGAAUUCUUCUGAAGGAGACACAAGCUGACUCAAAAUUAAUUUGGCUGUUAGGUAGCUCUGAUAAACUGUUAUCUCACAUGGCUUCAAAGAGUAUGGCCUCCCUUGUGUAUUUCCAGCUAAAGGAAGAGAAUUCAUUAAAUGUCACCUGGCUGGCAUUUUGUUUGAAGACUCUCUCAGAAUUCCCAAGGAGUGUUCAAGCAGCAGAAUGUCUAUGGACUCUUACAGCAAUUAUUAGAGAUGUUUUGAAAGAUGAAGAUGUGUGCAAAGCAGAUAUAAUGAAGAAGCUUUUCGCUCCUCUUGAUGCUGUACUUGAAGGAUUUCAUGAUUCCAUUUUGUUUCAUCAUUUUGACAGCUACCAAGAUGCAUCAGCACACUCUAAACCCUCAAAUAACUUAAUUGCUUUCAUAGAUUUGCUUGAAGUUCUUGUGGCCUGCAGAUUCCAACUAGUGUUGCACUUCAGAUGCCAAAGAAUUUUAUUUUUGAAAACUACUUACAUCCUGGACCUUGCUAGUUCAUCAGUUCAUUAUUUAAUCAAGAAGAAGUCCAUUAUGCUUGUUAAGAAAUGUAUUCUUUAUAAAGCUGGUGAAGAUUUCACAAAAGGAUUGUUGCUAACACCAUCCCUACAAGAUCCUUAUUUGGAUAUGGAUAUGGUAACAUUGGCUGCUGCUCUACUGGAAGCUGUAGAUUUGGGGUGGAUGAAUCGAAUAACUGUUAGUGAAAAAGCCUGCUAUUUUGGAGGCAGUGAAACUCAGCCUAAAGGUGGUGUCUGCACUGGUCCUGACCAAGUAAUCAUCAGAGCCUUAAGCUUGAUUUUACUUAAAGCUUUAGAAACGAAGAUCCAGAACUCUGCUGAGGAAGCUGAAGUCAAAGCAAACCUGCGGCGUUUCAUGUCCAGAUUAUUAACCUUCUUGAAGAACCAUCUGAAGUUAUCUCCACAUCCUUACCCAAUUGAACAUCCUUGUGAAUGGCUUUCCAUGGUCUUUAUAGAACAAGAUGACGACAUGCUGGAAGCUGCUAAAGCAUUAUUAACCAUUUAUUUAAAGUUGAAUAGAUUACGGCAUGCUGCUGCUGCUGACUUGCGCCUCGAAGAAACCUGGGAUGAUCUGACACAUGAGAGCGGUUGUAAUCCUCACUGCAUCUUUUUAUAUCUUCUGAAGAACAUUUCUUUUGAUUCCACAGUUCUUCUUGAUUUUUUGAUUUCAUCAGAAACUUGCUUCCUUGAGUACUUUGUAAGAUAUUUGAAACUUCUUAGAGAGGACUGGCACCAUUUUGUCAACAUCUGUAAUUGCUUUGAUGCUGUAACUAAAGGAGGCGUGUGUGAUUCUUUUGCCACCCCUCCCCACCAGGGAGAAAGAUACUGUCAAACUGUUUUGAGAUGGCAAACUGCCUGCUAUGAUCCAGAACAACAGACUCUGGCAUCUGUGGUUUCUUCCCAUGAUUCUUUUGCACCCAUAAGGCAGCACUGUGAUGACCAAGUUGCAAAAUCUGACCUGUCUAACACAGUUUCCUUGGGCUGCCUUCAAAGCCUUGUUAAUUAUGACAGCUCGGAAGACUCUGAUUCGGAAUCCAUUGGAAAGGAAUCUUUGGCAAACGUGAAGCAGAUGCCUAUAAAUAAACAAGGCAGUACAAAGAUAAGGGAAGCUGUUUCCAGGGUCAUAAAUGAUGAACCAAAUACAUUUGAAUCAAAAAUGUUGCCUCUGGGACAAAAAGGUUCUAAUACCUCGUCACUCUUGGCAUGUAGGCUUUCUUCAAAUAACCCACCCCCAAUAGAAGGAAUGCUUCACAAAGCAAUGAAAUGUUUGGAAGAACUACAAAAGGCUAUUUCUAGGCUACAAAGGAAAAACCUUUUCCCAUACAACCCAGCUGCACUUUUGAAACUGUUGCUUCACAUUGAGAGACCCUGUAAGCGCAUGAACCCAUUGUAAGGCAACAGAGUGCCAAGGCUGACACUUUGAAGUGAUUUCUCACUAGUAGGCAAGGGACUGUUCCCACAAGAUAAACAUGUUCUGAUGCUCAUACUGUGAGGGACAUUCCUUUUGGACUUAUCGGUGUGUUUUAAACUGAGCUGGCUAAAUUGGAUGCCAGCUGACACUUAAAGAUAAAUCUGCAGCUGCGUUUUGAGUAUCCGGUCUGCUGUCUCAAAGCCCCAAAUUUAUUUCCAGUAUAUGUGACAGUAUACUAUGUGUCAGGAUGAGUUAUUAGGUAUUAACAAAUGACAGUAAAUCAGUGAUUCUCGUGAAGACCUCAUGGUAAAGUACCUCUACUUAAAAUGUUAGCUGUAAUUCUUUGUACUGUCAUUCUAAGAUCUGAAGACACUGCUAGAUUGGCAGUGCUUUAUGGACUGCAAUGCAGUGAUAAUUCCAGAUUCUAGUGCUUAGAAGUAGAGAUGUGUAAGCUGUUUGAACCAGAGAAGGUUUUAUGUUUGAACAGAAGCUACCCUGGUCCAUGACUGGGGGUUCUGGGCAUCAUUUUGUACUGACAGUACUGCAUUAUUCCACAUCUGUGAUCUUAGUAGUAAAUUGUAUUUGGAUUCCCCUUCAUAGGCCUCAGCAACUAAUAGUUCUGCACUUUCACAAGCCUGAAGUCAAGUUAUAAUUUCACUGAAAACUGUUUCCUCAAUGCAUGCAAGUCAUUUCAUUUUAUGGCAUACCCUUUUAAAAAAAUGCUGGACUAGCAAAGGCUCCACUUAACUUCAUGUUGGCUUUAUCAUCAUAAAGCUAGAAUCAAACUUGGAUAAUGCAAAAGUGAAGUUCUGGUAGAAAUUCUUACUUUGCUCCAUUACACACACUCUAUAAAAUUAAUAAAUUAUAACACAGUAACAUAUUAAGGUACAUGAUGCAGGAAAAAAAGAAUAUAUUAUGUAUGUGUGCUGUAACCUUGUAAGAGUGAUGUUUGACCUUUUAAUUUAAUUAAGACCUUGGACACUGAGAAGUUAAGUCCCUUAUUCUAGAGAAGAAUCCAGAGCCCCAAGUUCAGCACUCCUGCCUAAUAAUGCCCAAGGAGAAUUGGAUAGCUCAACACACCAAUCAGAAAACUGUCUGAAGUCUGUACACUGAACAUGUAGCUGUCUAGUGCUAGGUAACAGGGAGGCAUUGAGCAUGGGGUGAGUCAUAAAUCCCCCUCCUGAAGUAAAUGGGACAUCAGAAAGGUACCUCCAUGGACUUGUGGCCAUUAGCUCUGAAUUCUCACCUUUUAUGUAGGUAUCUGUGCCUUCCUUUUCAAGGAACUGAGCCCUUUUUUUAUGUAACUCUCUUUUUAGUUUUAAACAGUGACUGAA